Messenger RNA from Alternaria infectoria, 942 nucleotides. RefSeq lists its product as uncharacterized. NCBI's taxonomy places the organism in Eukaryota, Fungi, Ascomycota, Dothideomycetes, Pleosporales, Pleosporaceae. The coding region runs from base 1 to 942 and encodes 313 amino acids. The record is from RefSeq and is a predicted model, not a curated record. The transcript is spliced from 2 exons.
AUGGCCGACCCAUCACGCACCCCCCUCCUCCCCACACCCUCCGUCCCCCGCGGAGAGCUCAUCGCAAAACUGCACUCCUUCUUCCAGGCCGCCCAAAAAGACCGCACACUGUCCCCCCGUGAAUUCGACGCCUGGUUCUUCACCCUAACUCCGGAAGACCGCGCCACCGUCCACGACAUCCUCCAACCACUAGCCGCCAACUGGCCUGCCCAGGUCGAAUUCCCCAACGUCAUCGCGCUGGUGCAUUGGACGCGUGAGCGACGCGACGAGAAAGCUAUGCGGGGAAUCUUGAAGGAGUGGGCGGGUUUGGAGGGAUACAAUCGUGAGGAGACUACUCAGCGUGCUGGGGAAGAGGCGGAAGCUGCGCCUGCGAUGCCGGAGCCUGAACCUCCUGUUCCUGGACCGACUUGCCCUGGGGGUAUCGAUGAGGAGCCGUUGCCUGUUCCUCCUCGUCCAGAGCCUGUUCACGGAAUGGAUGUCCUUGCUGUUCUUGUUAUGGUUUUGGCUCCGGCUUGCUUGAACAACAACAACAACAACGCCACUCCCGCCAGCGAUGCCGCCAUGGCCGCACGCCUCGCCGAUUUCCAGAGGUGGAGCACGACGGUACAGAGGCGCAUCGAGAGAAAGAAAGCGGCCGUCAAGAAACUAGAAGAUCAACUCAAGGCCCUCGAGAAGCAACGCUCCGGCGCCAAGCUCGCAUCGACUAGAGACAUGGAGCGCAUCGUAGGCUUCAGUCAGCAGAUCAGGAAGGGCCAUUUCGACAUCGACACUGAGACUCUGCGACACGAUCGACUGUGCAAGGACUUCCAGAAGCUGAUCGACGAGAAGAACGGGGUCUCGGAGGCGGAGUUGAUGGCGUUGUUGGGGGAGAUGCUGGCAGAGCUCUUGGCGGAUGACGGUAGCGAUGGCGAGGAUGAAGAGGGCGAGGAAAAGGAGGCUUAG